Messenger RNA from Marchantia polymorpha subsp. ruderalis, 1206 nucleotides. The record is from the annotation of a GenBank genome assembly. NCBI's taxonomy places the organism in Eukaryota, Viridiplantae, Streptophyta, Marchantiopsida, Marchantiales, Marchantiaceae.
CUGAACAAGUUCCUGUGCGUGUGUUGUAGGCUCAGCCGGAACCUAAAAAUCACAAGAAUCUUCGUCGACAUCGAUAGGGUUUGACGUCUUUCGAUUUCUUGAUCGAGUGAGUUUUCUUGAUCGAUCGGUGGCGGCGCGUGGCGAAUUUGCUUCCGGCCGAGAAGUUAGUGAGUGCAGCAAGCAAGAUGUCGUCGAGAAACGACGGUGUGGAGCCUCUGAUGGUGAUGACUGACCUGCGCAGGAUCUAUAAUCUCAUCGACAUCAUGGUCUACUCGCAGCAGUUGGUUCGCAGGCACAAAGCCGAGGCUCAGGCAUUCGUUGAAUAUCUCAAAGAUCUCGAUUGCACGUUGCAUGAAAAGGCGGCAAUUUUGUACCCAGACAGCUACGGACUUCUCAGCCGAGGUUGGCACAAACAAUUGCACGAGCUGGAAGAACUUCUUCGAAGUGCUCAGGAGCUGCUGAAGGAUUUGGCUGAACCCCUGCAUCUAUUCACGCAUGCAACUGAGAGAUUCAAGGAGCUCCGUGCGAAGAUGACUGAGUGCUUAAAUUUGAUGACCAUUCUUCUACUAUUUGUUCCUCCCGAUCACAUGGGCCGUCAAGCAGAGCCUCUCUAUACCCUAUCAAUGCUAGACCCGCCUCCAGCGGAAUGGUAUCAACCUCCACCUCCUCAAGAUGUGCUUCUCGAGACCAGGACGGCUAGCCUCAGCUCCAGAGGAGUAGAAGGAGGACAACGCAAGUUGACGAGGACAAUGACCUACAAAAAAUGGAGAAGAUUGAAUGAAAUGAAACAAUCGCAUCAACAUUUCAGUGAUCUUUUCAGCUAUGUCGACAACAGCGAGCAGGCUGUUCUUCUCAACACUUGCUUUGAAAAUUGGCACACCAGCAGAGAGCGCGCUCACCCUGCUCCUUCCCCGUACUUCACGAGUAUGUUGAGUGAUCCACACCGAGCACAGCACGAUAGUUCUGAACAUCAGUGACUUCGAUUUCUAUCCUGACGAGCUACAGUUGGAAUCAUUUGCAGUACACUCGAAAGAGGGUUUUGUUCUUGUGCAGUAGCAAGAUUUGGACCACUAGGCUCACUUGUGAUUUACUCAUGUUCACGAUUCUUGCUUGUGUAAAUUAAUUGUAAUAUACUUGUUCCCUGAUCUACUUAUCCAUGGACCUGGCAGUCAUAAGAUGUAAAGAGCAAAUCGACCAUGAGCCCAU